Messenger RNA from Leishmania mexicana MHOM/GT/2001/U1103, 3057 nucleotides. RefSeq lists its product as hypothetical. The transcript has a single exon. The record is from RefSeq and is a predicted model, not a curated record. The coding region runs from base 1 to 3057 and encodes 1018 amino acids. Gene Ontology annotation, biological process: tRNA 5'-leader removal. Lineage: Eukaryota; Euglenozoa; Kinetoplastea; Trypanosomatida; Trypanosomatidae. Gene Ontology annotation, molecular function: protein binding; ribonuclease P activity.
AUGUGGCGCACGUCAUGCGCGGCACGCUCAAAGGCGCUGUCCCCUUACGCGCAGGCACUGAAGCAGGUAGCGCUCAAAGGUGUUGUGGCGAUGGGCCCUAGUGCAAAGGAGAUGGAGAUCGAUAUGUACAGAAGGGGAACCCUACCUGCCGACUACCGGCCCCCUGUGCAAGGCAAAUGGGAUGACACCAUUGAGCGCUGGGCGUACGCGUGGCAGUUUCCCGCCGAGGAGGAAGGUGAGGACGUGGUCGCUUCGGUAGAGAGAAACGGCAAGGCUAUGCAAGACCUACUCGAGUUCGGGGAGCGCCUUGUGAGCUCGCCACCGUCGACGGUGCCCAAGUCGGGCCGUCACUCCACCACAUACAAAGUGCGUUUGGCUGCGACUGAGCAGGUGCCCCUCCUGGUACCGUCGCAGAAGUAUGACUUGCUGGAGGGCGACCUCAACAACUUAAGCGGCACGCCUGAUGAGGAAGCGCGGCCAGUGAUGGCGGUGGAGCGAUUCUCGCAGGAGAUGAACAUUCCGGUAGCCUACCUUGACGAUGAGUCAGAACGCACAAACGCCAGCAAGGAGUUGAGCGUUAUCAUGGGUGGCGCAGGUUUGGAUUUCACCGAGGAGGGGCUUGUGGUUGUCCUCUCCGCUCUUGCGAGGCAACACUACUACGAUGCAGCACGGGCCAUUUUCCUCUUUGCUGCCGAUGCGGGUCUCGGACCGAACGCGGAGAUGUACAAGGCGCUGAUGAAGCACUCGUCUUCGCUAGGAAAGGUGAAUGACUCCAUGGUACUUAUCGAAGAAAUGAAAAUGCGCGGUAUCACGCCACGCAUUGGCAACUGGCACGAGCUCAUGCGCUCAUUCCACAACGCGGGGGACUACUCCGCCGUGGCGCAGAUUGUAGACAACAUGAAGAUGUACGCGAAUAUUGAGCCGAACGAAGUUACCUUUGCCCUGCAGCUGCGUGCGCUGAGCAAGGACACGUCGCAGAUGAACUCCCUGGCGGAGUCGGUGCAGCUCUUUGACCAAAUGGAGAACGUGUACGGCUUCAUCGCUGCGCGGCCACAUUACGAUGCGCUCAUGUUUUCCUUGAGCCAGAGCCCGGUCCCAGAAAUGCGACUCCGCUGCGAAGAGCUGGCACAGAAGAUGGAACUCAUGGGCAUUCCUUGGAACGCCACGACGUACCUAAACCUGAUCCGCUCUGCGCAGGUUGUCGGCGAUGUCGACGCGGUGGAGCGGCACCUCGCAAAAAUGCGCGACGACCGUGUUCCGGUCAGCAUGCUUCACCUUUCCUGGGCUGUUCAGGCGCACGUCCAGCGCCUCAUCCGUGCCGAUUACGAGCAGAUGAAGGAGCAGAAGAGCGACAUUUAUGCCAUGUGGCUCGAGCAUAUGAACACUUGCUUCGGCAUAUACGAGCUGGUGGUGCGCCGCGGGUGGGAAAUGCAUGUUCCUUUUGUCAAUGCACUGCUUCGCCUGUGCUGCCAGACCGCGAUUCUGAGCAUCGAGCACCUGCCUGACAACACGAGAGCGAUUGGCAUGUUCGAGGAACAGGCAAACAAGAUCUGGGUCGACACGUUCGACGAGUGGCACCUCAAAAAGGAUGUGUACAGCUACGAGUGCUAUAUCGCCCUGCUCGCCCACCAGCAGCGCAUCGACGAGGCGGAGAAGCUGUUCCAGCAGAUGGUCCUGCAGGAGGACUUAGUGCCCAGCCGACGGACCUACGAGUGCCUCAUCUUUAUGCAUCUCUCCUCCGGCGAGGAGGGCGGCGCCGCGCGGGCGUUGCACUACCUGGAGGCCAUGGAGAACGCCAGGAUUCCAGUGCGUGCGUCGCUCCUCAAGAAGAUUGUCCGCGUGAACAAUGCCGCCGGGUACAAGCGCGACAUGAAGCGGCGCGCCCGUCGCAUCAUGCAAGCCCGUGAGGAGUACCUCGCGCGGAAGCAGGAGGGAAUCGAGUUCCCACUGCAGCCCUCGCCAGCGGCGGGGGUUGCCGCGGCGGAAGCGAAGGCCGCGAUUGUCGUGCAGCCCCUACCCGUUCCAGCCGAUACAACGCUGGCAUGGUGGGAGCGGUGGAAGAAGACGACAGUGAGCAAGCACGAGCUGUUCGCCGAGGAGAACGCCGAUGGUACGCCGAAGGGCGAAAGGUUUGAUGAGAAGAACGCCGCUCUCGCGCAGCUAGGCAUCGACUCCGCCUUCAAGACCCCUGCCGAUGUCCCGGCGCUGAGCAAGCAACAGCUGCUACCAAAGAUACGGCAGCAGGAAGGGGAGAUGGCGGGCAGCUUGUGGGCGCUGGAUGGUGGCGAGCUGGCGUACCCAAAGAGUGGAGGUGGCCCAGAGGGCUGGGGCGUGCGACUGUGGCGCGAGCGUGCAAUUGUGAAACAGGAGUACCAGGGCAUUCUAGAUGGCAAGGUAGCUGUGCCGGGGUUCUCUGAAAUGGGUAAGGCAGUACGAGUGGCUGGUGACCAGCUAGACAUUGAAGAGAGCGGUGCCACCAACCCCGGCGAGCUGGCCGACUGGCGGCAGUACCCGCAGCAUCGAUACGACGAUGGAAGCAAGAAGCCAGCGAGUGAGAUGGCGCACGCGGUGCCGCCGUCAGCUGAGUUUGUGUGGCAAGGAGAGCAGCGGGACCCGCUAGCGCCGUACAAGAGCGAUGAAGAAAUCGCUCUGGAGUCGGACAACACUUUCUAUGAACAGAUAAACGAGGAAGCCGCGAGUAACACAAAGGCCCUCAUUGAGGUUCUCCAGAACAAGGAGGAGGACGUGGUGAAACUGACUAGCCAGGGGCCUACACGCAAGUCCAAGUACGACUACCUGGAGAAGUGGCGUGAGAUGUACCGGCACGGUACUCUUGAGGCGCCAGAGGAUCCCACGCUUCGCUUUGGCCGCUCACCGGACGAUCAUCAUGACUCCCUCGCAUCCAGUGUGCGAGACUGGUACCGGCGCAACAGGAAGACCCCCGCCACGCAAGCGCAGCUGCAGCGUUGGGAGGCGGAGGAGGCGCGCAGCACAGAGGAGCGAUCGUCGAGGAAGGCGCUGCAACGAAGCAAACGCCGUCGACUGCGCACUCGCUAA